AUGGAAAUCUCGGCAGAAUCGAGCACCCCAAACCACAAAGAAAGGCAGAGCAAGACAAGAAGAAAAGAGGCGACCAGGGUCUUCUGGCUACUUGUCCAUCUCUCGAUUACCUCUGUCCUGCUCGUAAUUCUAAGGCUUAUUGAAGUAGACUUUAUUCUCGAGUCGGCCAUCAGAAUAAUACCCGGGAGAGGUAGGUAUAUCCUAUGGCCUGUCAAAAAACUUUUAGGGCUUGGGUCUGUCCAGAAUUGUCUUAGAAAUGCAUGCAAAGAUGUGGAGAAGCUAAAUACUAUGUUGGAAUCCAGAAGUUAUAUCCCGUUUGCGUCCCUAAUACUCACGAAUACCAAAAAUGUGGAGAAGCUAAAUACUAUGUUGGAAGCCAGGAGAGUUUUUUGUAUAGCGUGUGCGUCCCUGAUACUCACGGAUAUUGCGUUGGGGCUGUUCAUUAGAAGUAUCAUUAACUCCCUUAGGAUGAACCCCAAGGCUACAGACUUCAAAAGAAUUGCCAUGGUGGCCGUUCGGAUCUGCAUUCUGGCAGUUCUUUUAAAGAACAAGCAUGGAAAGGAGAUGGCCAACCUCUUGGGGCCGGAGGACGUUGCAGGCCUGAUAGUAGCACAGUACUGCUUUUCGUCGGCCUGGAAUCUUGUUAAGGACAUUGAGGAAAGCACGGGCGAAGAGAUACUUACAAGGAUUAUGGGAUACUGGGCAAUAAACACAGCCAUCUCUAAGGAAAAGCCUUCUGUGGUGGAAAUGUUGGUGAACUCCGUGGUUAGGCGCUUUGAGAAGGAUAUAGAUAGUAUAUCUGGAAUAACGUCCAUUAUCAUAAGACCCUCUUCUAUCAUUGAGUAUAUUUUGACGGUUAUCAUCACACCCUUCUUCUCUAUAGUUAUAGUGUUGUAUCUUUCCGGAUGGGCACGGAUGUUUAAGCAUUUGGUCCGUAAAGAGUUCCAUAUCUCCAAUAGAACUGCCUAUAAAUAUGCCAUAGCUGUGUCUGUCGUACUGGCACUAUUCUUCAUCUACCGUGCAUAUUGUGAGCUCUGGAAUGUGACAAAUGCGUUGGGAACAAGAGGCAACAUAGAAGCUCCACUGAAAAAGGAGCCAUUUAACGGGCUGCUGGCCAAGGAUGUCAGUGAAAUAGAUUGGCAGCCGAUCAAGGAUUUCAAUCCACAUAUCCAAAGUACAAACAAUAAUUAA
Molecule: messenger RNA, 1191 nt
Organism: Encephalitozoon cuniculi GB-M1
Lineage: Eukaryota; Fungi; Microsporidia; Unikaryonidae
Exons: 1
Coding region: 1-1191 (396 amino acids)
Source: RefSeq, marked provisional